Molecule: messenger RNA, 1422 nt
Organism: Rotaria sordida
Lineage: Eukaryota; Metazoa; Rotifera; Eurotatoria; Philodinida; Philodinidae
Source: the annotation of a GenBank genome assembly
AUGACGACUGGUGCAACCCCAGAGAAGCUUUUCUGGCGUAAUUUUGAUUACGCAAAUAUGAUUGAUUAUAAUCUUGUUGAAAUUUAUGGACCACAAGUAACAAAAAUUUUUGAAGCACAAGCAAAGUUCUUGCUUCAAGAUGCUCGUGUCCUUGCCCUGGUUACAACGUCGUCAAUAGCUUAUUUUUCGAAUCAAUCAACAAUCUUACUUGAUAAUUGUAAUUAUAUGAAAAAAGGUCUUGCUUCGUACAGUUUAAUUACAACAUGUUCCGGUAUAUUCAUUUUAACAAAUGGUGAACACCAAUUUGCUCUUUUUGUGUACUCAAAAAGUGAGUACACUCUAGAAUCGGUCAGUAUGUCCGUCCGGCCGGCCGUUAACACGAUAACUUUUGAAAGGAGAGUCCAAUCGCGAUGAAAUUUUCUACACAGUUCAGUCUUAACAAUGUCUCGGUCGAGUUCGAAGAUGAGAAGAAUUGGCUGAACCAUUCCUGAGUUAUUGCAAAAAUAGUCAUUUUUUCCUAUGGCUUCCUAGGCGAAAAUCGACCCAUCACCGCUUGCGUAAAAAACUUUUCCUAUCAUACUCAAAAUAAAACCCCAACUAUUAGAUACCAUUCGAUAGAGCAUUUCACGAGCUACAAAAUGGUAUAUAAAGCAUUAAAAAUUUGAGCUCAAACUUUGGAGCUAAGGAAAGGGUUUUUUGAGAAAAUAGCGAUAUUUUAUAAAGGUUGACGAAAGCAAAUCGGGGUCGAGGAAUCUGAAUUUGAAGUCUGAUUUUGAAAAAUUUUGAACUCCAUUUUUUGGGUCAAAGAAAGAGUUUUUUAAGAAAACAACGAUAUUUUAUAAAGGUUGACGAAAGUAAAUCGGGGUCGGUGAAUCCGAAUCUGAAGUCAGAUUUUGAAAACUCUGAACAAAAGUUGUUGGGUUAAGGAAUCGUUUCUUCACUUUUUUAUCUCAUAACUUACUCACUUGGGUGUAGUGUAUUUAUAGAUUAAACUGUUUUCUGUCUAAUUGAGACCUUCUUUAGCUCAAAGGGCCAAACCGUUCACGAGACAAGGUUAAAGUGCCGAGCAUACACUCAAGAUAGUUAAUUUUUAUUAUAAAGCUGUCUGAAAUAUUCAUCCUUGUGCGCACUAAGGAACUGCCCCUUAGGCCCUGCGGAUGCCCUCUUUUUGUCCCAUAGGACGUGGUGAGGAGUUAGUUCCGGAAGUUUUAUUCAUUCGCAUAAACUGCUUUGCUUUAGCUGAAUCGUGUUUCUUUUUAUAAGCUCAUGUUAAUUAUGUCAAAGUGCGGUACAAAUUGUUGAGGAUUAUCUUCAAAAGGCAAGAGAGCAUAAUAAUUAAUACCAUUGGAGUAAACACAUAAUCCUAAUUUAUUCCUAUCAGAUUUGUAUCCUACGUAUUUCAAAUGACCACCUGCUGUCCGU